AUGCCCACCAGCGGGCCUCGUGGCCAGUUCGUGGCGGAGUCCCGUCAGAGGAGGGUGUCGAAGGCGUUGCGGGAGCGAAAUGGGGUGUUUCUGCCAUUUUAGGACUUGGUGACAUUUGAAGAUGUGGCUGUGACCUUCACCCCAGAGGAGAUGAGUUACCUUACUGCUUCUCAGAGGAAACUCUACAGAGAGGUGAUGCUGGAGAAUUACCAGAACCUGGCCUCCUUGGGGCACCACUUUCCUAAACCUGACAUGAUUUCAUAUCUGGAAGAAGAGGCAUCAAGAACAAUGGAGGAAGACAGCAAUACAAUGAUUUGCAAAGGUAGAGACUCUCCUGAUCCAUUGGAGUCACCCCAAGGCAACGAGAAGAAACAGAUUUUCAGCCCAGUAACAAUGAGUGACACUGAGACCCAUGCUCAGGAAGGAAGCCAUAGUAGUGAUGAAUUUGAGAGAAAUAAUCUUUCCCUGCAGUCAGAGGAUCUUCCAGGAAAGUGUGCCCAGGAAUGCAGUGUUACUGGCGUGAGCACCAGCCCCCAGCAGAUGCAACGCUUCAGGUGUAAAAUUUGUGAAAGAGCCUUUAGUACCAAAAUUGGCCUUGUGAAACAUGAGCUGAUCCAUACUGGGAAGAAACCCUUUGAGUGUAAGCAAUGUGGUGCAGCCUUCUUCCUCAUGCCACACCUCACCAGGCACCAGAAGUCUCAUGCUAGUAAGAAGCCCUCUGUAUGUAAUACAGGUGCAAAAUCUUCCAUCCAGCAUGCAGAUCUCUCUGGGCAUGGUCAGGAAGACUGCUGUGAAUGUGUUCACUGUGGCAAAACUUUUACCCGGGCUAAACAUCUUUCUCAACAUCUUCAGGCCCAUGAGGAGGCAGAGGCCCUUCGCCCUGCAUUGUCCCACAACAAGACAUAUUUAAUUCACUACCAGCGGGAACAGCGCUAUGUCAGCGAGAGAGCCUCCCGGUGCUGUGACUGUGGGAAAACCUUCAGCAGUAGUUCAUACCUAGUUCAGCAUUACCGAAUCCAUGCUCAAGAGAGGCCUUACCAGUGUCAGAUCUGUGGGAAGUGUUUCAGCCGAGCCUCAAACCUCACUCAGCAUUACCAGCACCAUUUUCAAGAGAAAACAAUUGCCAUCACUGUUUAA
Molecule: messenger RNA, 1137 nt
Organism: Octodon degus (degu)
Lineage: Eukaryota; Metazoa; Chordata; Mammalia; Rodentia; Octodontidae
Gene: Zim2
Product: zinc finger imprinted 2
Exons: 5
Biological process (GO): regulation of DNA-templated transcription
Source: RefSeq, a predicted model, not a curated record